UUACUAUUAUUUUAUCGAUAUGUAAUUUUUAUGUAUCAAUAUCAGCUUACCUGGAUCAAUAUACAUAUGAUCAAGUGGUUUUAAAUGAACGCAUACCUGAAUACCCGAUUCAUCCGCUAAUACUGACCCGAACUUCACCGCGCAAUAUGACUGGCCAACCGAUCAGCGAUGCGGAGUUAGGUUCGGUGUUUGAAGCGGCCAAAUGGGCGCCGUCGGCCUACAAUGUCCAGCCGUGGCGUUUUGUUUAUGCUAAACGCAAUUCAAGCCGAUUUGAUGAGUUUCUUAGACUACAAGAUCAACGUAAUAAUCAAUGGGCGGGAAAAUCUAGUGCACUGGUCAUUGUAUUUGCGGCCAACUAUUACCAGUACAAGGGUCGGAUACAGGCCCAGAUACUCAAUGCGUUUGAAACAGGUAUGGCAUGUAUGGCAAUGUUGUUGGAAGCAUCCGGUAGGGGGCUGGUAGCUCAUCCGAUACACAAUUACAAUCAGACAAAAACCAGAGAGUUGUUGAAUGUUACCGAAAAAUCUCAUCAACUGUUGACGUUUGUGGCCAUUGGCCGACGGGCCGAUCCAGUGAACCGACCGUACGAACCGAUUAGCAAACGACAUCAGGUAAAGGAGUUUGUCUUUAGGGAUACGUUUGUCAAUACGGACCCUACCGGUGCUGAUGACUGCUAAUUA
Molecule: messenger RNA, 680 nt
Organism: Oppia nitens
Lineage: Eukaryota; Metazoa; Arthropoda; Arachnida; Sarcoptiformes; Oppiidae
Exons: 2
Coding region: 147-677 (176 amino acids)
Molecular function (GO): oxidoreductase activity
Source: RefSeq, a predicted model, not a curated record